GCUGGAGUUUGCCUCUGAUGGGUCAGGAUUACCUGGAGAUCCUCUCUGCCUGGUACUGCAGCUUUGGCAAGUGCUGCACUACAGGAGACUGCAGGAUAGUCAACAACAUCACAGGGCUGGAGGCAGACCUCAAUGGGCAGCUCCACGGGCAGCACCUGGCCAAAGAAGUGGUUGUGCAGGCAAUACAAGGGUUCCUGCAGAGCCCACAGCCCAAGAAGGCUCUGGUGCUCUCCUUCCAUGGCUGGUCUGGCACAGGCAAGAACUUUGUGGCUCGGAUGGUGGCAGGUCACCUGUACCGGGAUGGGCUGAAGAGCAAGUGUGUCAGAGUCUUCAUCUCCCUCCUCCACUUCCCACAUCACAAGUACGUGGACUCCUACAAGGCCCAGCUGCACAGGCAGAUCAGUGAGACCAGGCAGCUCUGCAGGCAGUCCCUGUUCAUCUUCGAUGAGGCUGAGAAACUGCAUUCUGGCCUCCUGGAUGCCAUCAAACCCUUCGUGGCUCACAGCAAGGACCAGGUGGAUGACCAGAGAUCCAUCUUCCUCUUCCUCAGCAAUCUCGGUGGCAGCAGCAUCAACGAGGUGGCCCUGGACUUCUGGCGAGCUGGGCGGGCACGGGAGGAGAUCUCCACGGAGCUGCUGGAGCGGAGGCUGCGGCUGGAGCUGCAGGAGGCUGCAGAGAACAGUUACGCCCACAGCCACCUCCUCAGGGAGAACCUCAUCGACUUCCUGGUGCCAUUCCUGCCCCUGGAGUACCAGCACGUGAAGCUCUGUGCGGAUGCCUUCCUUGCCCGUGGGCUUCCCUACACCGAGGCCACCCUCGACGAGGUGGCCAGGAUGAUGGUGUUUGUCCCCAAAGAGGAGCAGCUUUUCUCUGCACAGGGCUGCAAAUCUGUGUCCCAGCGCAUCAAUUACUUCCUUCCUUGA
Acanthisitta chloris (rifleman) is the source of this 923-nucleotide messenger RNA. RefSeq names its product torsin family 3, member A (gene TOR3A). Lineage: Eukaryota; Metazoa; Chordata; Aves; Passeriformes; Acanthisittidae. The record is from RefSeq and is a predicted model, not a curated record. Gene Ontology annotation, cellular component: endoplasmic reticulum lumen; nuclear envelope. Gene Ontology annotation, molecular function: ATP hydrolysis activity; ATP binding.